Molecule: messenger RNA, 1674 nt
Organism: Arabidopsis thaliana (thale cress)
Lineage: Eukaryota; Viridiplantae; Streptophyta; Magnoliopsida; Brassicales; Brassicaceae
Product: dihydroflavonol 4-reductase/flavanone protein
Exons: 9
Coding region: 535-1380 (281 amino acids)
Biological process (GO): regulation of DNA-templated transcription initiation
Cellular component (GO): membrane; endoplasmic reticulum
Source: RefSeq, marked reviewed
CUUGCAAAAGUCCACAGAUACUAGUAGUAAGUAAAGUAUAGGAAAAGUGGACCAAAGAAACAAAACCCAUACAAAAAAAGUCGAAUCCAAAUCUCUCUCUCCGGCGAUCUCAUCCAUGGCGGAAGGCGGCGAAGAUUCCCAGCGGUUGAAGAAAAUUGCGGCGGCUGCCUUCGACUACGAAAACGACGCUCGAUGGGCCGAUUACUGGUCCAAUAUCCUCAUCCCUCCUCACAUGGCUUCUCGUCCCGAGGUCGUCGACCAUUUCAAGCGCAAAUUCUACCAACGCUACAUCGUACUUACUACUAUCUUCCCUACUCUUGAAUUUGCUUAUCCAUUUUCUUCAUUACUUUGAGUUUCGAGUUUGACUUUGUGUUGUGUGCGCUACUGAUUUGGGGAUUUAGUGUGGACUUUGAAUCUUAGGUUUUACAAGUGUGGUUGUUGAUGUUCUUUCUGCUAAAUUGCUUAGUCCUUGGGUCCGAAUCUCCUCGUGAUUAGGUUAUUAAGCGGAGGGAUCCUGAUCUUGUUGUGGAGCCUAUGUCGACUUCAUCUUCGUCUUCACAAUCUGCCAGGCCAACUGCUACAUCUGCAUCUUCAACUGCAUCUUCUAAUGCAAAUGAACAAGUUCGUUCACGGAACUCAGGAUCGGUUCCUCGAACCUCUGGGCCAUCUGCUACGACUGGUGCAACCCCAAGUUCAAUGCGCUGGGAUGAGCAGACGAUUCAGUUUUCAGUCAAUGCUUGGGUUUUUGUUAUAGCUGUGCUGGCAGUGCUACCUCUAAUACCAAAGAACCUCUCAAAUAGGGCUUAUCGUCUAUCUUUCAUGGGAACUGCAUGCUCAUCUCUAUAUUCCUUAUACUCCUUAUACGGGAGGCCAAGGGCAUGGAAUAUGCAAGGGCUGCAAGUUUAUUUUCAAUCAAUUGUGGCAGCAAAGGAUUUCAUCUACUUCAUCUACUGCCUUACAUUCGUCACUUCACAUCUCUGUCUCAAGUUUGCUUUGAUUCCCAUCUUGUGCCGGGCACUUGAACAAGUAGCCAAGUUCUUGAGGCGUAACUUUGGUCGGUCCACUAUAUACAGAAAGUACUUGGAAGACCCUUGUGUGUGGGUGGAGUCAAACACUACUACCCUCAACAUCUUGUCAUCGCAGGCUGAGAUAGCCAUUGGCUUCCUUCUGAUUAUCUCUCUGCUCUCAUGGCAACGUAACAUUAUACAGACGUUCAUGUACUGGCAGCUAUUGAAGCUGAUGUAUCAAGCACCGGUAACAGCUGGUUACCACCAGAGCACGUGGAGCAGAAUAGGGAGGACGGUGACUCCGAUUAUCCAACGUUACGCUCCUUUCUUGAAUACUCCGGUCAGUGCCGUUCAGAGAUGGUGGUUCAGGUGAUAAAAAGAAACAAAAUGCAGAGGUGACUUUUGAAACCCUUUUGAAAAACCAGAAGAUUGAUUAAAUAGCUUUCAACAAUCCAUGUUAAUUUCAUAUUCAGCGUAAAGUAGAUUCUUCUUCUCUUUUAACGUUUUCCUUUGGCUAUCGCUGAAAUAAAAAUCUCUUAUUACUUUUGGUUUCUAGUUUAGUUAUAUGUGACUAAUUGCCUUUCCAGUUUCCACCUUGCCAUUUUCAUUGGUGAGAUACUUCAAAAGUUUCUAAAAAAAUAAUAAUAAUAAUAUUUUAUUAUGAUUU